This is a messenger RNA of Aspergillus terreus NIH2624, 3324 nucleotides long. RefSeq lists its product as uncharacterized. Bases 1 to 3324 code for a protein of 1107 amino acids. Gene Ontology annotation, biological process: transmembrane transport; conjugation with cellular fusion; metal ion transport. The record is from RefSeq and is a predicted model, not a curated record. Lineage: Eukaryota; Fungi; Ascomycota; Eurotiomycetes; Eurotiales; Aspergillaceae. Gene Ontology annotation, molecular function: metal ion transmembrane transporter activity. The transcript has 5 exons. Gene Ontology annotation, cellular component: mating projection tip; membrane.
AUGGCGGCAACAUCAAUCACAGAACUUGAGACUCGGACUGAGACUGGGACUGGAACUGGAACUGAGAAGGUGGAUGCCCCAGCUGAGGCUGAGGCUGAGACCUCCUCGCAAGCCCAACAACCAUCAUCGUUGUUAUUGCCGCUCUUACGGAAAUUGCAUCUUCCGCCUAAAUGGAAAGCAGGAUGGAUCAGAAACGAGGAAGGACGAGAAAAUGAACAACAGAACGAGAUCGGCCAGGGAGAGCUGGAACGGGUAGGACAGCAGCACGCAGUAGUGGAGCAGGAGGAGGAAGAGGAAACUAACGAAGAAAGUGUCAUGAUUGUGCGAGACUCGCAAUCAACAAGGAGCAGUGGCUCUGUCUCAUACUACUCCUAUGAUGCUACUGGUAUCGACGACGGCAGCGCGCGGUGGAGCAACAUGUGGCGGCGCAUCCGAAGAUUUCCACCUUUUGGGGGUCUUGCUCACAUCAGCUAUAGGAUUGGGUUUCACCAUAUCCUAAUGACCAUCAACACAGUAGCUAUGAUCAUGCUUUCAAUAUUAGUCGCGGGUUGCUCGUCACCUCUGAUGCGCAACAUAUAUCUUAUGGAAUUAUCUUACCAGAAUGAUGGCUGGAAUUCUAGCUUGCAAAAUAAAGAGUUGGAGGUACCGAACCCUUCCUUCUACUCCGUGGUGGCAAACAUUAGCUCCACCGGAAACCUCGCCGUUCGGGUAGGAUACUUUGGGCUAUGUAUGGCGACCAACACAGGAGGAGAUCCUGUUAGCUGGAUUUGCCGUGGAAAGGCAAAGAAGCUUGUAGCACUCGUGGAAGGCGUUCAAGAUCCUCUCAACAUUUUAGCCAUUGCGGACAACUUUCGAGAUGAAGUGAUCGUUUCUGUGGUGAUAAUCAUAGCAAUUGUCAUGACCCUCGUAGGAGUCUAUGGCAUGAGCACGUUCCCUAGAUGGCAGGAUAAUAUGGAUGAUGACACUGGAAGCGAGAUGGAAGGCACGCCCGUGCCUUCAACGGCGGCCUCAAGUCUUAUUAUGGCUUUCGAAUCCCUUUCAGUGCUAUUCCUCAUUACUGCUAUUCUCUGGCAGCAUGUCGCAGCGGUCGCGCACUCAGCGACGGCACAAGCCGCCUUCAACAGUAUUGUCAGAGGUAACGUGGGCAGCGUGGCAAUGGGCCUAGGCUGGGGCUCCAUCGGGUUGAAACUCAUUGUAGCCCUAGGUCUCAUGCUCACUAUAGUGUCCAUAAGACUCCUCAAAAUGCUCGACGACGACAGCGAUGAGGGUCCCUUGAAUUGGCGCCCCGGAUGUAUUGUUUUCCCACUCCGAAUGGUCUUCUUCUGUACCUACUGGCUCUGCCACUUGCCCCCCUCUGUCAGCCUGAACCUGGACCUAGGAGGGGUAACAAUGGCUCAAACAGACUGGUACGAACAAAAUAUCCGGCGACUAUCCAGAACUGUUCCUGGAUAUGAUGCUCUCUGCCAUGAGAUUCCUGGUGAUAUAACCAUCACACGCAUCGAUUUCCCUGGCAAUGGCCACGCUCACCUUGGCGGGCCCCCUGCUCGUCGCCGUCUCCAAAAUCCCGAUCUGCUGGUUGAGUGGCUAAGUGAAGAACUCGAAAACAUUGAGACCCGAUACGUUUUGGUGGAAGACAUCAAUUCGUUCGUCUGUCAUACGCUGGGAUCGGUCUUCCGCAUCGAGCCCAACUUCUUCCUGGAUCAUAUAAACAACGAGCUCGCCAGAUUCCCCGUGACCACACGCGACCGACGGGGCCAAUGGAAUACAUGGAAUCUACCGGCCCCAUACAAUUCCUUCCGUUGGUAUCGGCCUGUUUCUCGGUCGAAGCACUCUGAUGCCGUACUCAGGCGCCGGCAGAUCGAGGAGAGAUACGAGAGAGUCAGAGCGGGAAGGCAGGAAAUCAUCGGGGAGGGUCGUAGUCGACGUACUCAAACUACUUUCACCGUUGACAUUGUCCAUGCUGUUUCGAAUAUUCUCCGUCCCGAAUGGGACCUGUCCGCUUCCACGAUGGCUGCCGACGGUCUGGUUGCGAUUGAAGAGCGCGUUUCAAUCUACCAGACUACGAGAAACGGGGUGCAAUAUGAUGCAAUCCCCAGGGCAUCAAUGGCAACGUGGACGGAGAUUGACAGAGCCCCUAAUGAUCCAUGCAUUCCUCCUGCUGAUGCAGACUUCACGAUUAAGGAUCUGUACGAAAUUCUAGUCCCUCGAUUCACUCUCAAUAUGAGUUCUGCGAUGAUUUCUACGGUAGGAGAGGACCGACUCAAGGAAAUCUACGGGACCCUCUCUUCUACGACGAGAUGCCUUCUUGACAACUGUCAUCCCGCGAAUCAGAUCCCUACCACUGACCCGGUAUCCUGUGGGCAUCUGCCGUUCAUUCACCUUUUUCGCAUCGUCUUGUCUGAUACCCUAGGCCUCCUUCAGCUUCUAGAUACUGUGCAGAGGGACAUUGUGCAGUCCAUUGCAUCUCAGGACGCCCAGAUUGACGAUAUUCUCGUUAAAAGAACAUUCAUCGCGAAGCUACUGGCUCAGCUCCCCCCAUUAUGCCGAGAGCUCAAAAAUUCUCUAAACGAGCUCCUGAAGCAAGGCAACGGCGAUCCUUCGCAGGACAAAACUAUUGACCACCUCGCUAGCAACUUUGAAAACACAAUCCAGGACCUGAAAGAAGCCUCAAACGCAAUCACGGGUACCUUGCAGUUCGUUGAAAGCCACCGGGCCAUCAUGGAGGCUGAAAGCAUCACCCGAUUAACGGAGCUUGCUUUCUUGUUCAUCCCGCUCUCCUUCGCCGCAUCUCUUUUCUCCAUGCAAAUCCAACCACUUACUUCCCCUGUUCCUGUGCAGUAUUUCAUCGCAUUCGCCUUGUCACUGAGUAUAUCGACCUACGCCCUCCGUUUCCUUACUCGCAGCGGAUGGGUGCAUGCCCAGAAACAAAAGACUCUGACCGCAAUCCGCACUCACAGCUCUGUACCCCGCGGUGCCCCAAUCACCAAUACAGCUAUCCUAGCCUGGGUCUUUGCGCGGUUUGCACCAGUAUUGGUAUUCCUGCUCAUCGUCGCGUGUAUCCUGGUCCCUCCACUUGCUGUUCUCUGGAUGCGCGAGCUGGACUCGGGGCUCAGAAUUGCGGUCACGUUUCUGUUCUUUGUGUUUGUGGUCUCGGUCUCUGGGGGAGUUUUAUUGGCGGUGCCUGAUCUUCGUAGAGUGGUUCAGAACGGGCUGGGCGCUGAUUGGUAUGACGACGCAGCUGCAGGCGAGCGCACAACGCCAGGCGGAAACAAAAAGCCCUUGCGGAAAAGACUAAGGAGGUGGAUUAUUGGUAUUAUUCAUUAG